Eremomyces bilateralis CBS 781.70 is the source of this 643-nucleotide messenger RNA. RefSeq lists its product as uncharacterized. The record is from RefSeq and is a predicted model, not a curated record. The transcript has a single exon. The coding region runs from base 113 to 541 and encodes 142 amino acids. Lineage: Eukaryota; Fungi; Ascomycota; Dothideomycetes; Eremomycetales; Eremomycetaceae.
AUUACAACUAAUAUACUCGACUCGUGGUAUAUCUGGACCUACCAAUGUACAGGUACCGCUGGUGUUCAUUCCCGAGCCGACGACUCCCUAUUGCCUCUCGCAAACCUCUGAUAUGACAGUAGAAGGGGAUACUUGCAACUUGAUUGCUUUAACACAUAACGUUUCCUCGGCCAACCUUUUCAUCCAGAACCAGGACGUCAUCUACAAUUGCAGUGCAAUCCCAGCCGGACUGUCCUCGUGUCUUCCUGAGAUGUGCCGGGUCUAUGAAAUUGGGCCUUCUGACACUUGCACGAGCAUCCAGCAUGAGCACAACAAGUGGCUUAAUAAUUUGAAACCGCUCAAUUCCUGUAUUGACUUUAUCUUGUUACAAUGUCCACAACGCCACCAUCAUAUUCGUCAGCAUCCUAUAUCUUACAGAACAGGGAGUAACCGGAGAUGGGAGAUCGGGAGACGGAAGUAUAUAUAUAUCCUAGACCGCGAGAUGGUUUCACAAUUCAGGCAAUGUACCCCCUUAGUGGCGCGACUGUUGCGGAUGACAUGAAUGAGGAGUGCGGUAGAUGGCUCACCUAUACUGGUGGGAGGUCGUGUACCAAAAUCUGCAUGGAGACACACCUGACAAUGGAAAUUUUCCUUGCGAUCAAUC